UUCAUUUCUCUACCACUAACCAAUCAGCUUCCGUAGUUGCAACAUCCUCGCUAAAAUCUCGGCAAUCAGUAGUCUACAAACAUCCAUAAAAAUGAAACCAUCAAGCGUACUUCUGUUGGGCUGCAUAUGUGCUCUGGCUUCUUUCUCCACCAGCUACGGAUUCCCUCAAGACGUUAUCCUCAAUGAUGAGGUUCGAUCCUACGCCAAUACCUUGUUUGACGAACUGCCGGAGGAAUCGUACCAGGCAGCGGUAGACAACUAUCGACUGAAGCGAGCGACCUGUGAUCUGUUAAGCGGAUUUGGGGUCAACGAUAGUGCCUGUGCCGCCCACUGUGUGCUGCGAGCCACCUCCGCCACAACCACCAACGCCGCCACCCUCCACAACCGCCACAUGCCGCUAACCACCACCCAAAACCUGAAAAAUUUAUUAUUAUGAAAAGUGAAGAAAACAAAUUUUGUUAAACUUUACAAUUGUAUGCAAACAAAAUAUUUAAAAAAAACAUUAACAAAAAGUGAGGAGGUUUUAUGCCUUCGGGAGAAUGGUCUUAAAAGUAACCAACUCCCGGGGGUUUUUCCCUGCUCUUAAAAAAAAAAGUUCUCCGAUCGAUUUAGUAACAACGUUCUUAUACUUUCAUCCCAAAGAAAGAUAGAAGGCAACAGAAAAAUGCCUGUAGCUAUCGCAAUGAACCGAAUUUUUAACCGGCCACCCACACAUCUGUCCGUCGCUGAUGCUGCAGCUGUUUCUCUCGGGUGAAACUGUGCGGUUGUGUUCUGAAAUGUUACAUUUACGAAGUUUACUGUUUGAGAUUUUUAUCAG
Uranotaenia lowii is the source of this 817-nucleotide messenger RNA. Its product is annotated as defensin-B-like. Gene Ontology annotation, biological process: defense response. The transcript is spliced from 3 exons. The coding region runs from base 92 to 436 and encodes 114 amino acids. Lineage: Eukaryota; Metazoa; Arthropoda; Insecta; Diptera; Culicidae. The record is from RefSeq and is a predicted model, not a curated record.